CGGUGAUAGAUCCGCUACUCCGCGAGAGACCAAAGAGCAGCACAAAUUGAGUAUUUAAAUCUUCGCUCUUAAACGGCCACGGGCUAUUAAGCUCCGAGGUCGGAUGAAUUAAUGCAUAAGCGGAUCGAAUUGUCUAACGUCCCAAGGCUUUGAACACCCAACUGCCGCACUUCGGUGACCACUAUCCCGAAUAAAUCAGUAUUUGCGGGUCCGGGACAACGACUUUAAAUUGACCGCUCACUCCAUAUCGCGCACUUCUGAGACUCUGAGUAAUACAGCAGUUCUCAUAUCAUUUUUCAGAAUGACCAGCUCAGCAGACUCUCUACCUCACCUGCGAUGGGGCAUCCUAGGCACAGGAUGGGUCUCCUCAAUGUUUCUCCGCGACCUCCUCACCACCCGCUCCGACGCCAAAGCAACACACACCAUCACAGCCAUCGGGUCCUCUUCCAUCGAGAAAGGUACUUCAUUCGUGGAGAAGCUCUGGGAGAAAGCGCCGGAUAAGCCCCAACCACAAGUCUACGCGGACUAUCAGGGUGUUUAUGAUGAUCCAAACGUGGAUAUUGUAUACGUCGGAACGCCGCACUCACUACAUAGGAUGAACUGCCUUGAUGCUAUCGCAGCGGGGAAACAUAUUCUGUGCGAGAAGCCUUUUACGAUUAAUGCGAAGGAAGCAAAGGAUAUCGUUGAUGCGGCGAGGAAGAAGGGUGUUUUUGUCAUGGAGGCUGCCUGGGUGAGAUUCUGUUCUCUGUUUGAGGCGUUGCGUGAAGAGAUCAUCGUCAGGAAGUCAAUCGGUGAAGUGCAGCGACUUUCUAUUGACUUUGGGAACAAGUUUGAUCUUAGCAGCCUGCCCAGCACUCAUCGUCUCAAAGACCCCGCGCUUGGAGGCGGUGCUCUACUUGACAUUGGAUUUUACACACUAACGUUUGCUUCGAUCAUUCUUGGUGAUUGGAAAGUUGGGAAAGAUCAUCCGAAACCGACAAAGGUUCUAUCGUCUCUCGACAUUGUGGAUGGUAUCGACGCAGCGAAUACGGUCAUUCUCGAAUACCCCUCCGCCAUUGGAGGUGUCAGAACAGGAGUCUGCACAUCAAGCUUUCGCUAUCGAGGCCCCGACGAAUUCGGCUAUAUUCAAGGGACCAACGGAAGUAUCACGCUCUUCGGUCCCGCAGUUAGUGUCCCCGGUGGAUUCCGCGUCACUGAGGGAGAGCGCCCGGGACCUCCUGCAGCCGAUACCCGAACCACGCGCGUGUUCAACGUGGAGCGCCACGAGGGAACGUUGGGAUUCUACUGGGAAGCUGAUGCUGUGGCGCAGGAUAUCGCAGCGGGGAAGACGGAGAGCGAUGUUGUUCCGUUGGAUGAGACUAUUCGUUUGAUGGAGUUGAUGGAUGACAUUAGAGCUGCGAAUGGGCUGAAGUAUCCCCAGGAUGAGAAUUAAGGAUUUAUCGUGACUUGAAAGUUGAGGCAAUCUAUUAAACCGGUAUUUAGUCACUCGCUGUUGAGACGAAUAUAGUUGCAGCCAAUUAUAAAACGUCAAAUACACGAGGGCUAAUUUUCUUCAUUCGUUGACUCAUGCGACCACAAACGGGAACAAACAACCUCAG
Molecule: messenger RNA, 1598 nt
Organism: Fusarium verticillioides 7600
Lineage: Eukaryota; Fungi; Ascomycota; Sordariomycetes; Hypocreales; Nectriaceae
Exons: 3
Coding region: 302-1432 (376 amino acids)
Molecular function (GO): nucleotide binding
Source: RefSeq, a predicted model, not a curated record